AUGAAAGCCCACCUCGACCCGGGCACGUGCGACGAUGCGACGCUCCUUCGCUUCCUGCGCGCGCGCAAUUUUCAGGUCGACGCCGCGCUGGCACAAUAUCGAGAGGCACAGCGCUGGCGGCAAGACAACCGCCUUCGGGUCGUCGCGCCGCUGGACGACCUCGGCGCGCGCUUCUACUACGGCCUCAACGCCUUCUUUGGGAGCGAUCGGAAGGGACGGCCCAUCUACAUCCAAAAGGUGGGCCUCGCCAGCGGCCGCUUCGACGAAGCGUACAGGCACUUUGGCGACGGCGACAAGGCGAGAGACGCGCUGGUCGCGGGCUGGGUCUGGUGCCAAGAGGUGCAAGCGGCCCGAGCCGCCGAGGCGACGGAGCGGCUGGGGCGGCCUGUGGCGAAGCAGCUCGUGCUGAUGGACCUCGAGGGCCUUAACUACUGGCCCGAUCCCCGCGCCAUCUCCAUCUUCAAGGACUUUCUCCUCGUGAUACAGCGGUACUACCCCGAGACGCUGGGAGCGCUCGUGUUUGUCAACGCGCCGAUGAUCUUCACAGCGCUGUGGCGGAUGAUACGCGGCUGGCUCGACACGGAAACCGCAAGGAAGGUGCAGAUCUACGGAUCCAACUUCGAGGCGAAGCUGCGCGAACUCGUCGAGCCCUCGCAGCUGCUCCGCGAGUACGGCGGCACCAACGACUUCGACUUGCUGAGCAAGCCGCGCAGCCUGGCGGAGUGCCAGGAGUGCAUGGCUGAGUGGCUCGCCUCCGCUGAGCAGCUCAGGACACGCGGCACGACCCCCGCGCGCGAGCGUACGAGCUCGAGGUGGUCAGGUGCCGGCAGCUGGAGUAUAGCAACCUCUAGGGAGAGCAAAGGAUCAAGUUGA
Messenger RNA from Emiliania huxleyi CCMP1516, 873 nucleotides. RefSeq lists its product as hypothetical. Lineage: Eukaryota; Haptophyta; Isochrysidales; Noelaerhabdaceae. The coding region runs from base 1 to 873 and encodes 290 amino acids. The record is from RefSeq and is a predicted model, not a curated record. The transcript is spliced from 2 exons.